AAGCUGUCGUAGUUGCCCCUGUGCAACUAUUCGCUCAGUCUGGGCACGUGCUUGAAACCCGCGCUGUUGCACUCGCAGAUGUCCAGCGGGCGAGAGGCCGUUACCAACUUACCCGGGCGCAAAAGAGAGGCUGCGGCGGCGGCUGCAACGGAAAAGUGCCACUGCCGCUCGGCGGGUUGUCUCGUGCGCGGCAGCUGUGCCUAAUAACCGGCCACAACGCAGCCUGGCGCAACGGGAGGGCAGCCGGGCACCAUGUACUCUAUCGUGGAAUAUAAAGGCAAGAGGACGGGCUACCGAUGCGGCUACUGUAACUCUCACCAGGGGAAAGGAUCCAAUGGCAUGUGGGCACAUUCAAUGACUGUUCAAGAUUAUCAAGAUCUUAUAGACAGAGGAUGGCGAAGGAGUGGAAAAUAUGUUUACAAACCCAUUAUGAAUCAGACAUGUUGUCCUCAAUAUACAAUAAGAUGCCGGAGUUUGCAUUUCCAGCCUUCUAAAUCACAUAAGAAAGUUUUAAAGAAGAUGCUGAGAUACCUAACAAAAGGGGAGACUUCUAAAUUAAAUAGUGAAGGGGAACCCAUGGAUUCCCACACAGAAGAUACUGGAUGUAACUUUUUGUUAAAAAGUGAACCAGACACCAGCCAGUCUGAACUAGAACCCCUCAAUAUUUACACAGAAAAGGUGGAGAGUGAAAAGGAGGAAAUAAAAGGAGAAAUAAUUGUAACAACAGACUCUGGACAUACUGAAUCCUGUAAUGAAAAAGUUAAUGCCAGUCUGAGCAAGCCAUUGAAUCCAGCUAAAGUUGGUCAUGCACCUCCCAAACCAGGCAAAGGGGCAGACUUGAGCAAACCGCCCUGUCGUAAGGCCAAGGACAUCCGGAAGGAGCAGAAGUUGCAGAAACACCUUCAAAACCAGAUGGGGAACCAUGCACUUCAAGAAAAAGCUCAGAUUACUCAAAAGUCUGAACCUAAAACAAAUCAGCCAAAAUCAAUUGAAGACUUCAUUUUUGUCACCUUGCCUCCUGAAGCUGCGCACCAGUUAGAGGUGAGGCUGGUGAGAUCAUCUCCACCAAGUUCCCAGUUCAAAGCCACAUUUCAGGAGUCUUACCAGGUCUAUAAACGUUAUCAAAUGGUUAUUCACAAGGACCCACCUGAUAAACCAACCGCCAGUCAGGUUAGGCUAGUACGAGUCUCUUUUGAGGACCCACAAUUCAGAUCAUCUUUCACCCAAUCAGCCACUUUAUUUGCCAAGUAUCAGAUGGCCAUACACAAGGAUACUCCUUCUGAGUGUAACGAGAACCAGUUCACAAGGUUCCUCUGUGAUUCUCCUCUUGAGGCAGAAAAUUCCCCGAAUGGUCCUGAUUGUGGCUAUGGUUCUUUUCACCAGCAGUAUUGGGUUGAUGGAAAGAUAGUCGCUGUUGGUGUCAUUGACAUUCUUCCAAAGUGUGUCUCUUCUGUGUAUCUCUACUAUGAUCCUGAUUAUUCUUCUCUGUCUUUAGGAGUCUAUUCUGCAUUAAGGGAAAUUGCUUUUACUAGGCAGAUUCAUGAAAAAGCGUCUGACCUAAGCUAUUACUACAUGGGAUUCUAUAUUCAUUCUUGCCCAAAAAUGAGAUAUAAGGGCCAAUAUAGACCUUCUGACUUGUUGUGCCCAGAGACGUAUGUCUGGGUACCCAUUGAGCAAUGUCUGCCUUCUCUUGAGCAUUCAAAGUACUGUCGCUUCAAUCUGGAUGCCAAAGCUGUUGAUGAAGGAAAUGUUAAAGAACUGGGUCGAGUUCGGAUUCUUCACAAGAGAACAGUCAUGCCUUACAGCGUGUAUAAGAGAAGGCGAAAGGGGCCCAGUGAUGAAGAAAGUGUUCAGCAAUAUGCCACUUUGGUGGGACAGGAGUGUUCAGAGCGAAUGUUGCUUUUUAAAAGCUGAAGGAUUUAUUCUAUGGAGAUCUUCUGUCCUACUGCUAGAUUGUACCCCUUAUGAUUUAUGUUGAUAAGCCUGUUUGUUCAAAAUAGAGACACAUAAAUUGUCUCUUUCUGGUAACACGCAUAUAUAUGUGAUACCUUGAAACAAGGGUACAAUUUUUCACACAUGCCAACAGUCUUUCAGAAUAUCAAGAUCUCUGCUAAAGCUGUUUUAUUUCACAAAUCUGUCUCCUUUUAUGAAUUUGGAGAAUCAAACAGUGUGAAGAUUAGUUUUCUCUGCCUUUCUUUGUCUAUCUCUGUAAGAGAAAAUUAUUAUAGGAAACUGGCUACUGAGAAGUGUGAAAGUUAUGAUAAAAUAUACUACAAACUUUGUUUCCAUUUGCUGUUGUUGGGGGAUUAAGUGCAUUUGCAUGCUAACGUUAUGCAGAACCCGUUCAGAUCAGUGGACAUCAGGGCACAUUCUUUGGGGUUAUAGACUUCCCUGAUAUGACAUAGGAUUGAUUCUCUGACACUGUGAUAAAAAACCAAGUAAUAAAACUGCAGGCUUUUUAGGCAUUCAUUGCAAAUUGUAAUGUUUGUUUUAAAUAUUGUCUAUAAUAUCAUUUGGCUAGACAAGAAACUUGGAGGUGGGACUUGAUUUUUGUACAUACUCUGGUAAAUCCUUAUUAUUUCAAUACUAAAUUCAAAGAUAGGGUUGUGAUCAAAUUACCAAAGUGAAUAAUUUAAAUAAGGAAACAGGUUUACAAGAAAGUAUACAGUUUUGUAGAUCAAGUGGCAGCAUCUUGACUUACAUCCCAGAUUUUUAGUAUUCAUAAUGGGUAUUUGCAUUCUUUACAAUUCCACGUCUAGCAACACAAAGUUCAACAUGAAGGAAUAAUACUUCUAUUUUAAAAAUAAGCAAUUGAAAAGGUAGAACUGAAUUGUGGUUGCAUUAUCAGCACUGCUAAUGGCAUGUGACUUUUCUUUCAUUAAAAUUGUCAGACUCAAAUGUAAAUUUGAAUCUUCAAUCCUUUGUAAUGAACUCUGUAUGGUGUAUUUAUCAAUUUGUCUAAUUUUCCUAUACAGUUGAAGAAUCCAGCAAUGUAUUGUCGAAGGCUUUCCAGCAAUGGAUUUGGAAUAGGGUGUUGUGUGGUUUCCCGACUGUAUGGUCGUGUUCUAGAAGCUUUUCUCCUGAUGUUUCGCCUGCAUCUGUGUCUGGCAUCUUCAGAGGAUUUGGAAUCUUUUCAGCUUUUUGCAUGUUGCAAUAGUUGCAUGGAAUUCAUUUGGAAAGCCCAGCCAUUGUUCUAAGGCUAUCUUACUUGGUAGCACAAUGUGUACUCAUUGCAGUACACACUGACAGAACUAAAUAUUGGGGACCUCAAAAAUCAAGGAAAGAUCCCUAUAGUCAUUUUGUAAACCACAGUUUUAUGAUUAGAAUAAAAUUAGCUUUAACUUUCCCAUAAUUUUAAAGUGUGAAACAGAUCAAAAGCCUAGAGUAUUCCCCCCUUCCUUUUUUUCUUUUUUUGGUCUAUCUUGGGCAAAUAAAUCAACACUUUGUAUGAGAACUGUCAACUGCACAAAAUAAUACUGCUGAAAAUACCAUGCAGUUCUGAGAACUUUGUUGAUGCAUUUUCUGUUAUUCCUGUUCUUGAUCUUGCAGGAUAAAAGUCUUCUGGAUAUCAUGCCACCUCAGAUUUAAGUUUGAUUCUUGUCAAAGUAAAAUAGCACCAGUCCUAUUACAUGGGGACUAAAUACAAAUCACUGGGAAUUUCUUACUAUCCCCACUGGAAUAAAGAGGCCCUUCUUGAAUGCAUUCUUAAGAAUAAGGACACAAUAAUAUUUGUCUCAAGUUAAACAAAGUGCUUUUCAUAAUAAUUUAGUUGAACUCAAGAGUAGUAUCCCAUACUAUCCCAUGCUACAAAUGCUUUGUAAAACAUCAGUAUGUACAAUAUACCAACAUUAAAUAGAGCCCUUUUUAAACAGUACUAUGAUUUAGUUAUGGCUUGGCUAUUAACUAUUUCCUCCCUUUCCAUAGCAUGUUUCCAGUUGUUGAUUGUGUUCUGUUCAUCAUCUUGCAAGGAAGCGCUGCCUCCGCACUUCAGAAAAGCACUUGGGAAGCAGAAGAAAAAUUAGGAUUCGAGCCACCAUUUGUUGUGUGGCAAAGUUCAGAAUUAACUUAGCUCUUUGCUUUAGGCUUUAUGUUCCUGCAUGGAUUUAAUAUUCAGGAUCUUUGAGAGAAAUACUGGGCUGAGCUCUGGUUCUUAUAUUCUCUUUAUUCUUUUCAAAAGCUAUCUACUAUAAUAAUUAACUGUUUGACUAAUGUGGACUUGGAGGAUUUUUAAAUGAAUUUUAAAUAUUUUCUUCGUAGCAAAUGAAAACCAAUCCCUCUUUUAUAAGGCUUCUUAAUGUUACAUCUCAAUAGAAGGACCCUCCUAAAGGUGUUCAAUGUAGUGAUAGAACAGAAGGGGGGGGGGGGUUCUCCCACAUUUCUUGGCCAAAGAUGCCUGUUCAAGCUUAUAUUGGAAAAUGCAGAUCAUUCCAGGGGAGAAAUGUAAACUUGCCAUCUUCCAAUUACACCCAAUACCCUGGAAAAAGAAAAUGCUGGUUCCUCUUUUGCCACUGUUUUGAAAUUUCUGAUAUGCCCUGGAUCUAUAAUCCAGACAAAUAAGUCAGGUGACUUUCAAAUUGCUACAAGAGAAGACAGAAACUCAUGCUAACUAGCCUGUACUCUGAAGCACCUCCCUGUCCCAAAAAACAGUGGUCAAAGCUCAUAGCAAAUUAAAACCAACCUACCAGGGUCCAGAACACAUGAUUCUGAGAUUGCACUAGGCCAUUUGGUUAAUGUGAGUGUCUUCUGUGUGACUAGGAUAGAAAAUAUGGGUGCAAAACAAAUAGGCUAUUCUUGGAUGGAGUUCUAGGCACAGAGAAUGGAGAGUUUUGUGAGGCUUUUUAUAUAUAUACAAACUUUACUGUUACUAGGUUUCUCUUGUGUUGACAAUAUAUACUGGUUUGUUUGUUCUGAUCAAUGCAAACAAUACUUGCUAUGAUUUUUUAAAAGUAGGAAUAGAAAUGGAAGACAUUCAUUUAGACUAUUUGAUAGCUUCUUUAAGUUGAAGGAUAAUGCCUUUAUUUGUGUAGAGGUUUACUAUAUAUAAUUAACUUCCAGAUA
This is a messenger RNA of Sphaerodactylus townsendi, 5058 nucleotides long. RefSeq names its product arginyltransferase 1 (gene ATE1). The record is from RefSeq and is a predicted model, not a curated record. Gene Ontology annotation, biological process: protein arginylation. Bases 253 to 1914 code for a protein of 553 amino acids. The transcript is spliced from 13 exons. NCBI's taxonomy places the organism in Eukaryota, Metazoa, Chordata, Lepidosauria, Squamata, Sphaerodactylidae. Gene Ontology annotation, molecular function: arginyl-tRNA--protein transferase activity. Gene Ontology annotation, cellular component: cytoplasm.